ACCGAGGGCCACCAGUCUCCGCUGGGCCGACGAUGGAGCCGGGGAGCGGAAAGGGGAAUCUCGAAUUGCGGAGUUGCGUGCCCCGGCCCCCGCCGCCUCGAUGGAUCGGCCCGUCCUGCACGCCGCUCAUCGGGCGAGGUGUAAGCGGAGGACGGUGGGGACGACGGGGACCGGGAGACUGGGGAGACCCGGGAGAGUACGGCAGGCACGGGCCGGGCCCGGCUGGGGAGGAGCAAGGGCCUCGCCUUGCAGGGAUCACGAGGCGCUCCAGCGGAUCCCUUCGGAGGCUCGGGGACAUGACAGGACAAGCCCUGAAGAGGUCCUUUGAGGUCGAGGAGGUCGAGGCCCCCAACUCGUCCAGCCUGCCGCGGCGGACCCAGCCCCCCCUGCUGCGCACGGCCGUCGCCAGCUCCACGCACAAGUUCCAGGACCCGGGCGCCAAGCCCCCCGCCGAGCCCCUCGGCCGCCAUGUGGACGUCCCCCAUCAGAGGUCCCCCAAGGCGGCGCUGAGGCGGGUUGAGCCGCCCGGGCCCAAGUCCGCCGAGCCCGUGUCCCGGCGGACAGAGAUCUCCAUCGACAUCUCCUCCAAGCAGGUGGAGGGCGCCGGUAGUGCCAGCCUGUCCCGCUUCGGCCUCAAGCGCGCCGAGGCGCCGGGACACCGGACGCCGGAGCCGCCCCCCCGCAGGACGGAGAUCACCCUCGUCAAGGCUUCGGAGCUGCCGGGGCCACGCAGGAUGGAUGCCCCGGCCUCCAAGAUCCCCGAACCGCUGCCGCCGUCGCGCAAGCCCGAGGCCGCCGACGGGGCCGCCAGGAGGGCCGAGGCCCAGGCCCCGGCCCCGAAGCCGUCACCCCUGCCGCCGGAGGGCCCCGCCCCGCCCGGACGUACGGCGGAGAACUCAGACCCCGGCCCUACCGCGCCGUCUCAGCCCGAACUCAAGCCCCAGGCGCCCGUGGAGCCCGAGGCGCUGCCCAAGCGUCACGAGGCGGCCGAGGCGGCGUCCAGCUACAUGAGCAGCAUGGCAGACACCCCCAGAGAUGCCGGCCCUAAGCAGGUCCCCCCGGUGCGCGCCGAGAAAACCACCCUGGACUUUGGCUACGUGGGGAUCGAUGCCAUCCUGGAGCAGAUGAGGAGGAAAGCCAUGAAGCAGGGGUUCGAAUUCAACAUCAUGGUGGUCGGGCAGAGCGGCCUGGGGAAGUCCACGCUGAUCAACACCCUGUUCAAAUCCAAAGUCAGCCGGAAGUCGGUGCAGCCCUCGCCCGAGGAGCGGAUCCCCAAAACGAUCGAGAUCAAGUCCAUCACCCACGAUAUCGAGGAGAAGGGCGUCCGCAUGAAGCUGACAGUGAUUGACACGCCGGGUUUUGGGGACCACAUCAACAACGAGAACUGCUGGCAGCCAAUCAUGCGGUUCAUCAACGACCAGUACGAGAAGUACCUGCAGGAGGAGAUCAACAUCAACAGGAAGAAGAGGAUCCCGGACACCCGGGUCCACUGCUGCCUCUAUUUCAUCCCAGCCACCGGCCACUCACUGCGGCCACUGGACAUAGAGUUCAUGAGGCGCCUGAGCAAAGUGGUCAACAUCGUGCCGGUGAUCGCCAAAGCCGACACGCUGACGCUGGAGGAGAGGGACUACUUCAAACAGCGGAUCACGGCGGAUCUGCUGUCCAACGGCAUCGACGUGUACCCCCAGAAGGAGUUCGAUGAGGACUCGGAGGACAGGAUAGUGAAUGAGAAAUUCAGGGAGAUGAUCCCGUUCGCGGUGGUCGGCAGUGACCACGAAUACCAGGUGAACGGGAAGAGGGUUCUCGGCAGGAAGACCAAGUGGGGCACCAUCGAAGUUGAAAAUACUACGCACUGUGAGUUUGCCUACCUGCGGGACCUCCUCAUCAGGACACACAUGCAGAACAUUAAGGACAUCACCAGCAGCAUCCACUUCGAAGCCUACCGGGUCAAGCGUCUGAAUGAAAGUAACAGCGCCAGCGGCGGCGCGCUUUCCAAUGGCGUGGAGGAGAAGAUGGUGGCCCACGAGAUGUAGAAGCCCCCCGCCCCCAUCUUAUCUUCUGUGAUUCCCCCUUCCCCCCCACCCAUCCCACUCCUUCCACGCUGCCAGUGUUCCCUUGACCAAAUGACAAGACCCCACGUCCCAUCGUGGAGUGUUAGUUAAGCCCACGGCGGGCACCUGCUGGUGGCCAAGGAGGGCAGAGCCCCACCCCGCCUCGGGCCUGGGCUAGGGGACGGGGGAGCGGGGGCAGGGUCCGUCUGCCCGGCCGGGUCUGCCUGAGCCCACCGGCCCUGGGGCACCCAGCCCUCUCGGAGGGACCCCCUCGCCCGCCCUCUCUCCACCCCAUCAGCUCAUUUCAAAGCCCACUUCUCCCCUACGCCCCCACACCCCCUCCCCGCUUUCCUCUCCGUGACCAAGGGGGUCGGGGGUGGGAUUGUCCGUCCUGGCUGUUGCUCGUGUUCCAUGUCGGAUCUGUAUCUGCUCUCCUGUCUAGAGACGUGUGCUCAGUGCCAAAUAGCCUCAGGUGUGUGUGUCUGCGUGUGGGCACAUGUGUGCAGGUGUGAGUGGGUGGGUUGAUGUGAAUGGGUGCAUCCGGUUGGCAGUGUGUGUGUGUGUGUAUGUGUGUCUGCGCGUUGGCACGUACCCCGUCCUCCAUCCGCCCCAGACCAGGGCUUCUUAGGGACUGCGAUCUUCAGGUAUGUACUGUCAGAGGUCAUGUUUUCUCUCUCUCCCCUUUCCCUUUCUCCCCCCACCGGCGUAAAUAGCCCCCCUAGACAAAAUAACCCAAAGACGGGUCCAUCCGGCCUCCGGGCCUCCCCACCCUGACCAUAGAAGCCAGCCGCCUGCGGUUCGGGGAGAGAAGUGCCUUAACUCAGCCAGUCAGCGCAGUCUUGGCUCUGUGCUGUGUUUGCGGGACCACGGGAAUCCCGUGGAGACUUCCUCCCCACACCCCCAUCCCUCGGGCCCCCUGGCGGGGUUCCCGCCUAGAAAGCCGACCCUCCGGCCCACCCCCCAGGGAGGCAGGCAGGGGACUAGGGGGCCGGGUCCCGGGGAGAGGCACUGCGACUUCCGAACCGGGUAGUCUGGGAGCACUCGUCGGAACCAGGGAACCGGUCCCUGACCUGGGCCGUUGUGCCGUUGACCUUUAUUCUGGUGGUGACCCGUCCCCUUCUCCGCUCCUUCUCCCCCCCCGCCUUUUUCUGCACACUCAAAUGCAUGCCACCCAUGUGUGACCACACGCAACAACACGCCUCCCAGCUCUCCGUGCUCCCUUCAGCAGCCCACCCCCCAUUCCAGGUCCGACUUCCCCAGUGCCCCAUCUUCUAUUUUUAGGGAAAAGUUUUUUUUCUGGCGCUGGGUUAAAAGUGGAGACGUGGCCCCCAGAGUUCUGCAGGGAAGAGUUCUGUGUGCGGGGUGUGGAUUCUGUUUUCAAAUUUGAGAGCCAAAGUUGGGGGGUGGAGGUCUUCCCUUGACCUUCCCCUGUAAGGAGACACACCCCACCCUCCAAAUCCCUCCCCUCCUGGCUGAGUUCUUUUUCUCCACAUUCUCGGAGGAGGAUGGGGAAGUGUCCUGCGCCCGUCCACCUUCACCCCUCCCAUCCAAGGCCCUCUGAGAAAAGGCCAGGGUCAGGAAGUGACCUACCAGUUUGUAGGGGACAACGGGGCCGGCGGUAUGGUGUGGCGUGGGGGCGGGCGUGAACUCGUCGAAGAUCUGGCCGGAAGGGUCUCCUUCCUGCUUACUCCAGGAGUGGAGACGUGUAGCAACCCUGGUUUUGAUGCUCGAGGAGCCCAGCUGUGCCCAGUUCCUGCCCUGUGGCGCGUGCUUGCGUGUGUGUGCGUCCGUGUCCGUCCGUGUGCGCACGUGUCCAUCUAGGGCGAUGGUCCGAAUUCCAUUUGUGACUCUUCUUCCCUCCCGAGAAGUCUCAGAGUCUUUUCCGAACUGUAAGUUGAGGAAAUCUAUUUACUUGCUGACUUGCUAUGUUGUAGCAAAAAAAAAAGAAAAGCGUAUGAACUGAAACGUCGACUUCGGUUUCCGACGUCGGUGAUGGGGGAGGGGGGUGGGAGGGGAGGGCCGGGGUGGGGGGAGACGGGUCCCGUUUUCACGCACGGCAACAAUGCAGCCGCAGGGCCAAGCGGGAAGCUGGGCUUUUCUUCUCUGUAAUCGAAUUUGGGAAAAGUGGUUGAAAUUUCACCGAGAUCUAGCCAAAAGGCCUUUGAGAUUAUGGUAUACGCAUCAUGACAAAUUAGUCUUUUUUUUUGUAUAAAUAAUAAAGUGUUUAAUAUGUAUUUCCCGAAAUAAAUGUUUCAAAUGCAACCCGA
Ornithorhynchus anatinus (platypus) is the source of this 4318-nucleotide messenger RNA. RefSeq names its product septin 9 (gene SEPTIN9). Gene Ontology annotation, cellular component: cell division site; septin complex; septin ring. Gene Ontology annotation, molecular function: GTPase activity; molecular adaptor activity; GTP binding. Lineage: Eukaryota; Metazoa; Chordata; Mammalia; Monotremata; Ornithorhynchidae. Bases 33 to 2033 code for a protein of 666 amino acids. The record is from RefSeq and is a predicted model, not a curated record. Gene Ontology annotation, biological process: cytoskeleton-dependent cytokinesis. The transcript is spliced from 12 exons.